Molecule: messenger RNA, 1305 nt
Organism: Penicillium maclennaniae
Lineage: Eukaryota; Fungi; Ascomycota; Eurotiomycetes; Eurotiales; Aspergillaceae
Product: glycoside hydrolase family 7 protein
Exons: 4
Coding region: 1-1305 (434 amino acids)
Biological process (GO): carbohydrate metabolic process
Molecular function (GO): hydrolase activity, hydrolyzing O-glycosyl compounds
Source: RefSeq, a predicted model, not a curated record
AUGUAUCAACGUGCUCUUCUUUUCUCCGCCUUGAUGGCGGCUGCGAAUGCCCAGCAGGUUGGCACGCAGAAAACCGAGACUCACCCCCCUCUUACUUGGCAAAAGUGCACUUCCAGUAGCUGUACUGAACAAUCUGGUGAGGUGACUAUUGAUCACAACUGGCGUUGGGUUCACAGCGUCGAUGGCUACACCAACUGCUACACUGGCAAUACGUGGGAUGCGACGCUCUGUCCUGACGAUGCGACUUGUGCCACCAACUGUGCUGUAGAUGGCGCAGACUACGAAGGCACCUACGGCGUGACCACCGACUCCGAUGCCCUCAAGCUGACCUUCGUCACUGGAUCCAACGUCGGUUCUCGUCUGUACCUGAUGGAGGAUGAGAACACCUAUCAGAUGUUCAAGCUCCUCAACCAGGAAUUCACCUUCGACGUAGAUGUCUCCAAUCUCGGGUGUGGCCUGAACGGUGCUCUGUACUUCGUCUCCAUGGAUGCUGACGGCGGUCUCUCCGAGUACGAGAACAACAAGGCUGGCGCCAAGUACGGUACUGGGUACUGUGAUUCGCAGUGUCCUCGUGAUCUGAAGUUCAUCAAUGGACAGGGUAACGUCGAUGGCUGGGUGCCUUCAGAAACCGACAGCAACUCAGGCGUGGGCAACCACGGCUCCUGCUGCGCCGAGCUGGAUCCACUCAAACGAUGUGCGAGGGCGAUGCCUGCGGCGGCACCCUACUCGGCUGAGCGUUAUGCCGGCACUUGCGACCCCGAUGGCUGCGACUUCAACCCCUUCCGCAUGGGUAAUGAGAGCUUCUUCGGCCCAGGCAAGACCGUCGACACCAACUCCAAGAUGACCGUUGUCACUCAGUUCAUCACCAAUGACGGCACCGACACUGGCACUCUCAGCGAGAUCAAGCGUCUGUACGUUCAGAACGGAAAGGUCAUCGCGAACUCCGCCUCGGAUGUUAGUGGUGUAACUGGAAACUCCAUCACUCCCGAUUUCUGCACUGCCCAGAAGAAGGCUUUCGGCGAUGAUGACUUCUUCGCUAAUCACGGCGGUUUCUCCGGUAUGAGCACCGCCAUGGAAAAGGGCAUGGUCCUGGUCAUGAGCUUGUGGGACGACCACUACUCCAACAUGUUGUGGCUCGAUGGCGACUACCCGACCGAUGCCACUGCUUCGGACCCCGGGGUUGGUCGUGGUACCUGCGCUAAACCUUCUGGGGAGCCGAAGACCAUCGAGUCGAGCGAUGCCUCUUCCACUGUGAUCUUCUCCAACAUCAAGGUUGGCCCGAUUGGAUCGACCUACUCUUCAUAG